AUGCUUCUGGAUGCUGGACCGCAGUAUCCCGCGAUAGGAGUCACUACCUUCGGAUCGUCUCGCCACCACUCCACGGCCGAUGUCACGGACAGAGAAGUGGGGCUGGGGAUCAACCCCUUCGCCGACGGCAUGGGCGCCUUUAAAAUUAACCCCAGCACCCACGAGCUGGCCUCGGCCGGCCAGACCGCCUUCACCUCGCAGGCGCCCGGCUACGCGGCGGCGGCCCUGGGGCACCACCACCACCCGACCCAUGUCAGCUCCUACUCCAGCGCCGCUUUCAACUCCACCCGGGACUUUCUGUUCCGCAACCGCGGCUUCGGGGAGGCGGCGGCGGCCAGCGCCCAGCACAGUCUCUUCGCCUCCGCCGCCGGCAGCUUCGCCGGACCCCACGGCCACACGGACGCCGCAGGACACAUACUGUUCCCGGGGCUGCACGAGCAAGCCACCAGCCACGCUUCGCCCAACGUGGUGAACGGGCAGAUGCGCCUGGGCUUCUCCGGAGACAUGUACGGCAGACCCGACCAGUACGGCCAGGUCACCAGCCCCCGCUCCGAGCACUACGCGUCGACCCAGCUGCACGGCUACGGCCACAUGAACAUGAACAUGGCAGCCCACCACGGGGCAGGGGCCUUCUUUCGUUACAUGAGGCAACCCAUCAAACAGGAACUCAUCUGUAAGUGGAUUGAGCCCGAGCAAUUGUCAAACCCCAAAAAGUCCUGCAACAAAACUUUCAGUACGAUGCACGAGCUGGUGACUCAUGUCACAGUGGAGCACGUUGGAGGACCCGAGCAGUCCAAUCACAUAUGUUUCUGGGAAGAGUGUCCAAGAGAAGGGAAACCUUUCAAGGCCAAAUAUAAACUUGUAAAUCACAUCAGAGUCCACACAGGUGAAAAACCUUUCCCCUGCCCUUUCCCAGGCUGUGGCAAAGUGUUUGCCAGAUCAGAGAAUCUCAAAAUACACAAAAGAACUCAUACAGGUGAAAAACCAUUUAAGUGUGAAUUCGAGGGCUGUGACAGGCGCUUUGCAAACAGCAGCGACCGCAAAAAGCACAUGCAUGUGCACACUUCCGACAAGCCCUAUCUCUGCAAAAUGUGUGACAAGUCCUACACGCACCCCAGCUCCCUCAGAAAGCACAUGAAGGUCCAUGAAUCGUCUUCGCAGGGGUCCCAGCCUUCUCCCGCCGCCAGCUCAGGCUACGAGUCCUCCACCCCUCCAACCAUCGUGUCUCCAUCCACAGAAAACCAGACCGCCAGCUCCUUAUCCCCUUCCUCCUCCGCAGUCCACCACACGUCCAGCCACAGCACGCUUACAUCAAAUUUUAACGAAUGGUACGUUUAA
This is a messenger RNA of Rhea pennata, 1338 nucleotides long. RefSeq names its product zinc finger protein ZIC 1. The record is from RefSeq and is a predicted model, not a curated record. Gene Ontology annotation, molecular function: DNA-binding transcription factor activity, RNA polymerase II-specific; RNA polymerase II cis-regulatory region sequence-specific DNA binding. Gene Ontology annotation, biological process: regulation of transcription by RNA polymerase II. The transcript is spliced from 3 exons. Bases 1 to 1338 code for a protein of 445 amino acids. Gene Ontology annotation, cellular component: nucleus. Lineage: Eukaryota; Metazoa; Chordata; Aves; Rheiformes; Rheidae.